AUGGUUCACUUGCCAGAAGAGGCAUUGCUUGGGGGUCCAGUCAACUAUCGCUGGAUGUAUCCUAUAGAAAGGCUUCUCGGAGAGCUGAAAAGAAGCGUACGCAACAGAGCGAAGCCCGAAGGAUCAAUUGUAGAGGCUUGGGUUCAAUAUGAGGCGCUGACUUUCUGUGGAAUGUAUUUAAAAGAUGUGGACACGGCUUUCAAUCGACCUCAGCGCAAUAAUGACGGAGGUGUGAGAAAUGAGCAACUUUCUGUUUUUUCUCAAAGCGCACGACCCUUUGGAGAUCUUGUACAAGGGGAGUCAUUUUCCAGGAAAGAUAUGGAGGUAGCUCAUUGGUUCGUAUUGAACAAUUGUGAUGAGAUAAUGGCAUACUUAGAUGAGCAUGAAGAGAUGAUGAAGCGAGAACAUCCAUCACAUUUGUAUUCCAAGAAACACCCCAAGAAGAACACCCGGGGACCUUGUCGCCAGUUGAGUACGGCGAAGCUCACUCGGGUGACCAACAGUCGUAUCAACAUCAGAUACGACGAGCGUCAUCGGGCUGCACCUACUGCGGACCAACAUAGCUCAUUGGCCCACGAUGUUGGUUCAGUCAUUCGGACCCAUUGUCCGAUGAAAUGGAAGUCUUGGAAGGCCAUGCCUAACGAGGUGCAGAUGGAGGUGCGUGGACAGCUGUCGAUCAACUACAAUUUAGAGAAUCUCAACGACGAUUUGUUCGGGUACAUCGAUAGACUGUUUGCGGAUAGGUACAAGCAGUGGAAGAGCAACCUGCACCACCAUUUUCAGGCAUAUGAUGAUCCGCAGGUUGCUCUUCUGGAGGGUUGCCCGAAGGAGCUUGAGGGGCGGGAGGAUAGUUGGGAGUGGCUCUGUGGUCAUUUUCAGGGGGCAGAUUAUGUGAAGAUGGCCAAAGCAAAUAAGGGCAAUAGGGCGAAGAAGACUCUUCUCCACCAUUCAGGUGCCAGGCCCUUCUCCUAUAGGAUGGAGGCGCGGCGGCAGGAGGGGUCCAAAUUCCCAGAGAUUGAUGUCUUUGGCGACGUUUAUGUUCGACCUGGGAAUGAGUUGGCGGAGUCCAUUCAUAUGACCAUGAUUGAGAAGAGCCAGUUGGUUCUUCAGGAGUCCGCCUCUCAGCUUCCUCCCGAUACGCCGCUCGAGUCCGUGGCUCCUCCACCAGAUGCAGGGUUUCAGAUCUUGACGGAGGCUUUGGAGCAGACUCUCGGGAGGCGGCCAGGGACAUAUUGUCGAGGGAUGGGGAAUGCCCGGCGGCGGGAACCUAGAUCCCGUUCAUCGUCCCAGUCAAACAGUGCUAUGACAGCAAUGAUGGCCCAAUUUGAAGCCCGGAUGUCCCAGAUGGACCAGCUUCAAGCCCGGGUGGCCCAGAUGGCCGAGCUUGAAGCAAAGGUGGCCCAGAUGGGCGAGCUUGAAGCCCGGAUGUCCCAGAUGGAUUCGUUCUUACAGUCCCUCGCCCAGUCCGGCAUUCCCGUACCGUCUUUUGUUCCUCCAUCCACCUCUGAGCCCAUCCAACCCGAGCAUGGCCAUCAAACCUCUGCCCCUGUCGACAAUGUCCAGAUCGGAGACCAAGUAGAUUAUCAAACAAUGUUUGAUUAG
Prunus avium (sweet cherry) is the source of this 1602-nucleotide messenger RNA. The record is from RefSeq and is a predicted model, not a curated record. Lineage: Eukaryota; Viridiplantae; Streptophyta; Magnoliopsida; Rosales; Rosaceae.